UCCGUCUUCUGUCUUCCGUCCUUUGUCCUUCCGUCUCGUUCUCUGUAUCUAUGCUCCAGUCUCCACCGCCGUUUUGGGUUUACCAGUUAUUCUAAUUAAAAUCAAACCACUCUUCCUUCUUCGCGCCUUUCUGUCCGAAAAUCUCCGUAAUUACCCUAAUUUCUCUUCUUCUACUCACUCAUCUUCGCCUUUCUAGUUUAAGAUGGAUUCUUCAGUGGAGGAUUGCUCUUCUGAUACUCUUAGAUUUAUGGAGCUUGCCAUUCAGCAGGCCAAGCUCGCACUAAACAACCUUGAAGUGCCUGUGGGCUGUGUGAUUGUUGAAGAUGGGAUGGUCAUUGCCACUGGAAGAAACCGCACUACUGAGACCCGAAAUGCCACCAGACACGCAGAGAUGGAAGCUAUUGAUAUCCUGAUUGAGGCAUGGCAGAGGGAUGGGCUUUCAACCUCAGAAGUGGCUGAUAAAUUCUCGAAGUGCAAACUUUAUGUUACCUGUGAACCAUGCAUUAUGUGUGCUUCUGCACUAUCAAUAAUUGGUAUAAAGGAAGUAUAUUAUGGUUGUGCAAAUGAUAAGUUUGGUGGAUGUGGAUCUAUAUUGUCGCUUCACUUAGGUAGCGGGGAGGCACCUACAAGCGGUAAUGGGCUAGGAAGGGGGUUCAAAUGUACUGCAGGAAUAAUGGCAUCAGAAGCAGUUGGUCUCUUUCGAAGUUUUUAUGAACAGGGGAAUCCCAAUGCUCCAAAACCUCACAGGCCGCUCGUUAACCAUCAGGCAGGCCAAUGAGAGGCUUUUGAAAUGAGGUUGCGUUUGGUUAUGAUUCUGUUCCUGUCAAAACCGACAUUAGCAGUGAGAAGAGCUUUUGAAUUCGGCAAAGGCGAAUGGUGGAUGAAUUUCAAUUCCCAUUUAGUACUUGUUUCAAACAAGAUUAGUUUUUGAGCUUGAAGAUACCAACCUCGAGGUCAUGAUAUACAAUAUCUGUCCCCUUGCCAUUGGAACUGCUUCCUGAACUAGUCCUAUAUGUUCACAUAUUGAUUCAAACUCGGAUUGCAAUUAAAUCAUUUAUAUCUACUAUGAAUCAGUUUUCAGCUUCAAAUGUUCGCAAAUAGAUAUUACUGGAAAGUCAAAUCGGUAGAGAGAGAGUAGUGAUUGAAAGGCUAGAGGAAAAACUUCCACCGAAUAUAGUGGCUUACAACUAGAGGUGGAACUAUUUUAUUGUUGUCCAAUGGCUUGGUUGAAGCAUUCUGAAUUUAUUCAAACGCGGUAGUGAAUUUGAAAUGACUGGUUUUGUACCACCCUUUUGAACUUGAAUUAGUGUCAUUUAUGCAAAACUAUGGAGAGCCAAAACUCAAAUGAAAGAGGGAUAGGAAAUUCAGAUGGAGGAGAGCAAUUGGAUAACUGCAAAGCUUGUUCAUUGCCUGUUGCACACACAAUGCUUGAAUGGGGUGGGAAAUUGCGGUGUCCUCUUUGGGGACUGAUUCAUUUUCUUCCAUCUGAGGGUUUGUUUACAUUUUUCACUUUUUUGCAUGUCCUUCUAUUUGUUCUAUUGGAUGGAACGCAAAACAAGGUUGCCAUUACCAUCAUAAGUUGAUAUUCAAAUUGUCAGUUUUGAGAUUUAA
Molecule: messenger RNA, 1611 nt
Organism: Cucumis sativus (cucumber)
Lineage: Eukaryota; Viridiplantae; Streptophyta; Magnoliopsida; Cucurbitales; Cucurbitaceae
Product: tRNA-specific adenosine deaminase TAD2
Exons: 7
Coding region: 203-778 (191 amino acids)
Biological process (GO): tRNA wobble adenosine to inosine editing
Molecular function (GO): tRNA-specific adenosine-34 deaminase activity; zinc ion binding
Source: RefSeq, a predicted model, not a curated record